UAGCCGCACUUGAAAAAAAAACUUGAAACACUUACAAAACAACUAGGAAUGUUCUUUUUAUCGGAAUACUUAUUUGCUGUAGUGAUAGUAUAUUUAAGUCACUUUUAUUGAAAGGACGUGCGACACAAUCACACACACUCAAGGCGGCAUCGGUGGAUAUAAACAUUCAAACGUCGUUUUUUCCCGAGACAUACGUUUAGCCCGAGGGCAUAAAAAUCGAGUUUUCGCAUAAUCACCAAGCCUUUAUCUGUGUUUUUUGAAAAAAUACUUGGGAAUGUUCAAUUCACAUGAUAAAUAUUAGAUGUGCAACGUAAGAAGUUGGUCAGAUUAGUGAUUUACGUAGAAUUUAAAGGAAUGGCAAAAGUGUGAUCGCAAUCGACAAUGCGGAACUGCAACUGAUCUGCCCAUCGGCGAUGCUCUUUGGCUUCAAUCUGAUCCACCGGGCGCUCUUCGUACGGUACAAUCUCAACAACACCCGCACCAUACUGAUAGGCAUCGCCAUUCUGAGCAUCGGAAUCUCAGCGAGUGGUAUCGUCGAAAUGUACAUCAAGGAUAGUGGCUCAUACUUAACGAUUGUGCUCCUGUAUAGCGUGAUAGGAGGUUACGGGUACCACUUGGUAUUCUCCAAAAUGUGGAAGAUUCUGGACAAGAUCUUCAACGCCAAGAAGGAGAUGUUCGUUAUAAAGUUUCUUCACUCUUUCGGUCAGUCUAUCUCAUCGCUCUUCUUAUUGACAGUGAUUCAUUGGCCCUGGGAAGACUUCGUGUACGGUGCCUUACUGGUCAUGUUUGGAGGAAUUCUGUUGAAUUUGAUUCCACUCACGAUUCUUAUUGAAAACGAAAAGAAUUUUCUUAAACUUGAUCAGGAUUCUCUCGUGAAAAUAACCGAGAAGGGAAAUGAAUCGUUUUAUAAUGACGUUGCAAAAAAUUAUACUGGAACCCAAGAGGAUGUCGAUUCGCGGCAGAAACGACCUGUCGAAGCAGAACAGAUACCAAUGAUGAGUUGGAAGAAUCCAGCCAAUUACAGUAAAGAGGAUAACUUACAGCUCACAAAACCAAUGGAGGGUGAAUAUGACGAGGAAACAUUUGCCAGAGAUGGAAAGUACUUCAAUUCGGAUGGAGUAGAAAUUCUAGAAAUUAUCGUCGAGGAAGAUGAUGAAAAUAUUGCACAAUAUGAGGCGGCAACCUCACACGUACCCCAGGUAGAAGUCAGCAAAGAUUCACAAUGGCUGAAAAUAAAUCAAAUUUUCACGUCCAUCGCGAAGAUCUACAAUAAUAUUCAUUUGGUACAACAUAUUAACACCAGAAUAAUCAAAUCUGUCCGUUUCGCAUUUACCGAGCCAAAAUUCUACAGCUGUUUGCUGUUCAAGUCUACGGACUUGUGUGUUUUUGUAUUAUUCCUGACAAUAUUGGCUAAAUUUAUGUCCUUUCACUACUACCAUCGGGCCAAAUCAAGACAAAUGUUGCUACUUUCAUACGUGACCAUCUCGUCGUCGUGGACCGUCUGCUCAUUGCUGUUGCUUUGGUGUGACAUCAGGUUUCGGAAGCAGCACGACAAGUUGCUUAUCUUCAGUAUUCUCUUCAAAGCGUUUGGGUAUUUUUGUGUGUACUCCACCAAAUCCAGCUUUUGGACGGUGACGGGAUGCGUGCUGAUAGGCGUGAGCCAUGCGAUCGCUUGUUCGUAUCAAGAUCUAGUUAUUAAGCAAAAGUUCAGCGCCCGUCAGUGGAAUCUGGUCAAGGGAGCGCUCUGUUUCGUGGGUGGAAUGCUUAUAGUAGUGCUCGCUAGUCUAGUAAACGUAGCGUAUGUUUAUUGUAGGAUAGACAAUGUGCUGCUAGUGUUACUGUUGGUGUACUGCAUUAGUGGCAGUACUUGGAUUACAUUCAAUUAUAGGAUAGUUCUGAGGUAGGAAUAAAG
Toxorhynchites rutilus septentrionalis is the source of this 1912-nucleotide messenger RNA. RefSeq lists its product as uncharacterized. The coding region runs from base 414 to 1904 and encodes 496 amino acids. Lineage: Eukaryota; Metazoa; Arthropoda; Insecta; Diptera; Culicidae. The record is from RefSeq and is a predicted model, not a curated record. The transcript is spliced from 3 exons. Gene Ontology annotation, molecular function: monocarboxylic acid transmembrane transporter activity.